GCGACCGUUGCCAGGAAGUGACGUUGCGUAGUUACCAGGCACCGUGUUACUCCAGCUUUAGCCUGCUAACGCUAAAUUUGUUUUUAUUGCAGGUUUGCUCUGUAUUUAUUCUGAUUCCUGACAUUCUUUCUUAAGAAGAAACUUAAUUCUAACGUGAAAACGGUGUGUCGUGCCUUCUUUCGUUGGGUGUGCAGAGGGGAAAUUGCCAUGUUCAACCCCAGUGAACUGGAAGGUGAAGUGGAUCACUCGUUUUUCGACAGCGAUUGUGCUGAAAGCAGCACAGAUGCAGAACAUAAGGUGAAGAAAGGUUUGAAGGCUGAGAAGAAGAUCUCAAAAGCACAUGAUAAGUUACAUGCAAAACACAGAGAGAAUUAUCGUGGCGAUCUGUCAUCAAGGAGUGAUCAGACAAGAAAACAUCUAAAGCAAGCGGAGACCUAUAAUAGGAGCAGUAGAUCAUCCGUUUCCACUACAUCGGAUAAAAUCAGCAAUGAAAGCAGUGAUAGUGAAGAUUGCGCCAAUUUAGAACCUAAAAGGUCCAGUAGAACAUUCAUGGCUUUACUGGCUGAAGCCAAAGAGGUAGAUAAUACAGAUGUUUACAUUCAGAGUCCAAAAGAGACCAAAGGAGAAGCAUUACCAUUCAGUGCCAGCUCUAAAAGGAGAAAUAAACAAUCUCCUAAAAAAGUAAUAAGAAAUUUGCACAACCAAAGUCCUUCAGCUCCUCCAAGCAGGUCUGAGAGUCCUUCUCUUUCAUCGACUGAGACCAGCACAGAUGCAGACUCUGAGGGCUCCUAUAGCAGUAGCAGUCACCAGAGCAGCUUAGAGUCCCCUGCCCUCCCGAAAACAAGUGCAACUUCUUCUUCAUGUCCAGGAAUAAGAAGGACCAGAGUAGGCUCAGCAAGGCCUCGUGAUUUUCCUGUUCUCCAUACGGCAGACUCAGAUGAUUCAGUGACAGAUGUGACCCCACUCUCCUCACCUGACACCAGUCCUCUUCAGUCACUGGACUUGAAUGUCACAGAGGUCGAAGAAGAAAGUCAUAAAGAGGAGCAGCCGCAGCAGAGUGUGCCCUCCAGUGGUCUUAGAAACAUACAAGAUGAUGACUCAGAUCAGGAUGUGGAUGAGUGCUCUCUCAAUUUAGAAAGUCAGCUUGGAAGAAAACUGGUCUUCCACUAUCCUGGAGGGAGAAACAGGAAAAACUACUCCUUCAGCAAUGAAGAGGUUCGGCGCAUUGAUUUAGAGAAUCAGCGACUACUUCGCGAGCUGUCUCGCCUCUCUCCGGGUCCCAGAUCGGGAAGCGCACCAGUGAAGAAAAGCCACGGGGCAAGUAACUCUCCUCGAAUUCGCCUCACUCACAGUGCAGUGAACAGGCAACGAGAACAGCAACGGAUUGAGCGGGAGAACCUGGCUUUCCUGAAGAGGCUGGAGUCUGUGAAGCCCACACCUGGCCUGAGGCGCUCAGAGCAACUGGCAGACUAUCAGCGCCAAGCCGGAUACCUGGGAGGUUCUUCAUUUCCCAUCUGCAGGUCCACCACAAAGAAAGAUCGAUCUAGCAGCAGGACUACCUCCGCAGGUCCCAGGUCAGUCAACUCCAGGGCAUCACUCCCCUCCACUGACUCCAGCAGCAGACCUUCACCCAGGUCAAAAAAAACAGGUGCAGCGCGGGCAGCAUGGUGCUAAGAGCGCUGUUUAACAUUUAAUCUGCUAAAAUCUGGUUUCUGUUAUCCAUAUUCAGUUGAUAUCUUUGCAUCACAAAAUAUUAAAAAAGGAACAAAGCUCAAAGGUUCUUGUCACAUAAAUGUGUUCAGCAUACUUUCAUCUGGCUUAAUCAACUCUUCAGUGAUUUUCGUGUAACCAUGCUUAUCCAUUAUAAACAUUUUCUUUGAAUCUGAAAUAUGGUAUGUGUGACUUCCACAGCAGUGUCGCAGUACCGAAGUUAGCUGCACAAGCAGAAGAUAUUGUUUUGUUGAAGGUAUAAAUGUACAAAUUAUUGUUUAUUAUGACUGAAUUUCAGUUCCUAUAAAUGUAACCUUUUUUUUUAACAUUGCUUGAUUAAAUGGGAUACACAAAAAA
Messenger RNA from Pundamilia nyererei, 2067 nucleotides. RefSeq names its product cilia and flagella associated protein 97 (gene cfap97). Lineage: Eukaryota; Metazoa; Chordata; Actinopteri; Cichliformes; Cichlidae. The coding region runs from base 208 to 1674 and encodes 488 amino acids. Gene Ontology annotation, biological process: spermatogenesis. The record is from RefSeq and is a predicted model, not a curated record. The transcript has 5 exons.